Molecule: messenger RNA, 2537 nt
Organism: Xenopus laevis (African clawed frog)
Lineage: Eukaryota; Metazoa; Chordata; Amphibia; Anura; Pipidae
Gene: rnf208.L
Product: ring finger protein 208 L homeolog
Exons: 2
Coding region: 1033-1833 (266 amino acids)
Biological process (GO): protein ubiquitination
Molecular function (GO): ubiquitin protein ligase activity
Source: RefSeq, a predicted model, not a curated record
CUGCCUCUUUGCUGAUUGAGAGAAAUGCGAGUGCUCUGCAACACUGCAGCACCCACUGCGGGCUCACACACACACACACUCUCGCACACACACUCUCGCACACACACACUCUCGCACAAGCACAGAGGGAGGGUCACGCUCACUGCUCUCUGCAAGGAGGACCCAGCUGCUACUGUGCUGGUACCAACUCCUCCCAGGGAAGCAAAGCUGUGCCUCCAAGUAGCCAAGACAAGGCCUUCAGGAUUAUAAUUGGUCCUUCAUACCUCUCUUGGUAUCUAGCAAGGCCACUGGGAUUGAAGUUGGUCUGAAUCCUUGGGAUCUAGCCAUGGGACUAAAGUUGGUCUCCAUUCUUGGGAUUUAGCAAGGCUAUUUGGAUUACUGUGGGUCUCCAGCCUUGGGAUCUAGCAAGGACAUUGGGACUUCUGUUGGUCUCUAUUCCUGGGAUCUAGAAAGCUCAUUAGUAUUACAUUUGGCUUCCUCUGUAGGACUAACUCCAUAGAACCUUGGACUGCUCUGCUGGACUUGGCGUUGCUGCAGGAUGCUCAGAUAAUGGUGUUCCCAAUGAGUGGGUCCCUCAUCCCUCAGAACCUUGUGGACUUGCCGGCAAGAAAGUGGAAAGGACAUUCCCAGCCUAUGCAAGAGCCUUCCAUGUAAGCAGGAAUAGGACCUAGGGAGGUGCAUUUGCCGUUGAUGUGGGGUUAUUGCAUUCCUCAGCACAACUACUGCUUGUGAGAUGUUAGUAUUCAACCACCAUCCUCUCCAGGACCUACAAUUGCCCGGGUGGUCUUUCUACCAUCUCUCUGAGAGACUGAGCACUUGAGCCCGGCAGUAAUUUGAUCCACUUGCAUAUUAAUGUUUGGAGGGAAUACCACGGAGGAAUUGACUCCCCAGUUGGACCACAUUAGCCUGUUUGGCCUGUAGUGGUGGCCAUGGUCAUCUGCACUAGACUCUCCUCCUCUGCUGGUCCCUCAAUCACAGUGGUGCCAGUGCAAGAUUUCUAGGUGGGGGGUGGCAUUACAACUCUCCAGCCACAUGCAGGGGGCGCUGGGAGAAAACAAAGUUGCGGACAGUAAUGUGAAAAAAAUUCUUAUGUCUUGUCUGAAAGGGCAACAGGUCAUCAUCAAAAUGGAGGCCAUGAAGAUCAUCCAGGCCGAGAAGUUCUCUGAGUGCCAGAACUCUCAACCUCGGUAUGCCCCCCCGUCUCGGAGAGAACCUCCGCUGGUUGCCAAACGGGCAUGGCCCUCUGAUUCGGAGAUCAUUGUCAACCAGGCCUGUGGAGACAUGCCCAACCUGGAAAACAAUCCAAACACGUUGGGGCUUCCAACUAGGACACCACCUCUUCCACGAAGGGAGAAGAUCUACCCCGGCCUACGCAAACCGAGCACAGAGAUUUGUUACCAUCACAAGACCCCUUCGGAUGAAGUCAUCGUGAACCAGUAUGUGCUGCACCCGUCCACCCCAUGUGAGCCCUUAGAAUGCCCCACCUGUGGGCACAUGUACAAUUUCACCAACAAGAGGCCUCGGAUCCUGUCCUGCCUCCAUUCUGUGUGCGAGGAGUGUCUGCAGAUCCUCUACGAGUCCUGUCCCAAGUACAAAUUCAUUUCCUGCCCCACCUGCAAGCGGGAGACCGUGCUCUUUACUGACUAUGGGCUGGCGGCCCUCGCUGUCAACACCAGCAUCCUCAACCGCCUCCCGACUGAGGCCCUAGUGGCCAAUCAGGUGCAGUGGAGCGGCGACACAGACCGCAGCUGCUACCAGACCUUCCGCCAAUACUGCGGGGCAGCCUGCACUUGCCACAUUAGAAACCCGUUGUCUUCCUGCACCAUCAUGUAGCCUGGUACUACUGGCAGGGCCCCUGGGGAACUGAGCACCUGCAGUAUUAUAUAUAUAUAUAUAUUUAUAUAUAUAUAUAUAUAGAUAUAUAUGUAUGUAGGGCAGAAGUGGGAAGUCCGGAUAGACCACCCAAUCCCUUCUGCCUUAUACUUCCAUAUCACAGUGAUGGGCAGCGAUGCCCGUGCCCAGCUCCUUGUCCUGGUGAUUCCUUGCAUCUCUGUGUGGAUUCUUCAUCUUUCUGUGUCUCCUCCCACUCCAAAUGGCCCCCGAGCAUGGAAGGACUGACGCCGGCGCAGAGACUAUCAUACCAAGCACAAAGGAACCACCAGCUGGUACCAAGAGACUGGCUCAGUGUGCCCAAUGGAUCAGACAACCACCUCCCGAGGGCACAACCAGAAGGGAAGCCUCUCCUCUGCCCAAUAGUUUCUUUUGCCAAAGCUUUGUUUUGAUUCAUGACUGAAAUACACAGAAAUGAUAUAUUUUAACUUAUUGUCAAAAAGGGUGUGUGGCCACUUGGGCUUCCAUCUGCCUGACGGACCUCGGGCCCGUUGCUGAGCGACACAUCUGGGGUUUCUCGGGCAGAGGGAAGUCAAUUGGGUAGCAAGUGGCGGUCGCAUUGUCAUUGGGGGGAAUGUUUGGGGUGUUGUGCCUGGAGGCGACUCCCUGUCUGAAGUUACAGCUGCAUAAAUGGCUCCAAAACAGAA